AUGGAUGACACGGAUGACAUGGAUGACACGGAUGACAUGGAUGACACGGAUGACAUGGAUGACAUGGAUGAUACGGAUGACACGGAUGACAUGGAUGACAUGGAUGACACGGAUGACAUGGAUGACACGGAUGAAAUGGAUGACACGGAUGACACGAAUGACACGGAUGACAUAAAUGACACGGGUGACAUGGAUGACAUGGAUGACACGGAUGACAUGGAUGACACGGAUGACAUGGAUGACACGGAUGACACGGAUGACAUGGAUGACACGGAUGACAUGGAUGAUACGGAUGACAUGGAUGUUAUUAUUGAAUGGCAUGGUGUUUUAGCCGAUGAAGGCCUCGUGGCCCUAACGUACCGUGUUUUUACUUUGGUCCAAACAGCUUCCCUAAAUGUAGACUAUGUCUAUGGUAUAUUUUCUAUACAGACAUCCUGA
Biomphalaria glabrata is the source of this 438-nucleotide messenger RNA. RefSeq names its product coiled-coil domain-containing protein 1-like. Bases 1 to 438 code for a protein of 145 amino acids. The transcript has 2 exons. Lineage: Eukaryota; Metazoa; Mollusca; Gastropoda; Planorbidae. The record is from RefSeq and is a predicted model, not a curated record.